Molecule: messenger RNA, 2753 nt
Organism: Mercurialis annua (annual mercury)
Lineage: Eukaryota; Viridiplantae; Streptophyta; Magnoliopsida; Malpighiales; Euphorbiaceae
Product: DNA replication licensing factor MCM3
Exons: 17
Coding region: 109-2424 (771 amino acids)
Biological process (GO): double-strand break repair via break-induced replication; DNA replication; mitotic DNA replication initiation
Cellular component (GO): nucleus; MCM complex
Molecular function (GO): ATP hydrolysis activity; single-stranded DNA binding; single-stranded DNA helicase activity
Source: RefSeq, a predicted model, not a curated record
UCUUCUACACUAGGGCGCGAAAACCAGUCAUAAUUUUGAGCUUUUUUUCUCUAUUCUGCUUUCAACGGUCAGAAACUCAGUCCCGUCGGCGGUAGUCGGAGCUUGGAAAUGGCGGUCAACGAAGAUAGAAGCAGUCACAAGCGAGCUUUCUUAGAAUUCUUGGAUCAAAAUAUAUACAAAGAUGAAAUUAAAGCGAUGAUCAACCACAAACGACACCGUCUCAUCGUUAACAUCUCGGAUCUCCAUACGUUUCAGGACUUUGGCCCUAGGGUUUUGAGGAAUCCGAGUGACUAUAUGCAGUCAUUAUGUGACGCAGCGACCGAUAUCACACGAAGCAUUGAUCCAAAGUAUUUGAAAGAAGGAGAACAGAUUGUUGUUGGCUUUGAGGGGCCAUUUGUAUCUCGCCGUGUUACUCCGAGGGAACUUCUGUCUGAGUUUAUUGGCUCUAUGGUCUGCGUUGAGGGCAUUAUCACCAAAUGUUCUCUUGUAAGGCCGAAGGUUGUAAAAAGUGUUCAUUUUUGCCCUGAUACUGGGGAAUUCACGACUCGUGAAUAUCGUGACAUUACAUCUAAUGUGGGUUUGCCCACAGGUUCUGUCUAUCCUACAAGGGAUAAUCAUGGAAAUUUAUUGGUAACUGAGUAUGGGAUGUGCACGUAUAAAGAUCAUCAAACCUUGUCAAUGCAAGAAGUGCCUGAGAAUGCUGCUCCUGGUCAGCUUCCAAGAACAGUUGAUGUCAUAGUUGAGGAUGACAUGGUUGAUUCAUGUAAGCCUGGAGAUCGUGUUGCCAUUGUGGGGAUAUAUAAAGCACUUCCUGGAAGAAGCAAGGGUAGUGUUAAUGGAGUAUUCAGGACUGUUCUCAUUGCUAAUAAUGUUUCUUUGCUCAAUAAGGAGGCUAAUGCGCCAAUAUAUAGUCCAGAGGACUUAAAGAACAUAAAAAAAAUAGCUGAAAGAGAUGAUGCAUUUGAUUUACUUGGUAACUCACUGGCGCCUUCAAUAUAUGGACAUUCAUGGAUUAAAAAAGCAGUUAUGCUAUUGAUGCUUGGAGGAGUUGAAAAAAACUUAAAGAAUGGUACUCAUUUAAGAGGUGACAUUAACAUGAUGAUGGUUGGUGAUCCGUCUGUCGCCAAAUCUCAACUUUUAAGAGCAAUAAUGAAUAUCGCUCCUUUGGCUAUAUCAACCACCGGUCGUGGUUCUUCUGGUGUAGGGCUGACAGCUGCUGUUACUUCUGAUCAAGAAACAGGAGAAAGAAGGCUGGAAGCUGGGGCAAUGGUUCUUGCUGACAGGGGUGUUGUCUGUAUUGAUGAGUUUGACAAGAUGAAUGACCAGGAUCGUGUUGCUAUACAUGAAGUCAUGGAGCAGCAGACUGUUACUAUUGCUAAAGCUGGUAUUCAUGCAUCUUUGAAUGCUCGAUGUAGUGUUGUGGCUGCUGCAAAUCCCAUUUAUGGAACUUAUGACCGCUCAUUGACGCCCACUAAGAACAUUGGACUUCCAGACUCUUUGCUUUCUCGUUUUGAUUUGCUAUUCAUAGUAUUGGAUCAAAUGGAUCCUGAUAUUGACCGUCACAUUUCAGAACAUGUCUUGCGCAUGCAUCGGUACCGUUCAGCAGUUGAUGGAGGUGAAGCGACACUUAAUGGAGGUUCUCGAUAUGGAAGAGAAGAGGAAACUGAUGAUUCGACCGUCUUUGUCAAGUAUAACCGAAUGCUUCACGGAAAGAAAACAGACAGGGGUCAGAAGCGUGAUACCCUUACAAUUAAGUUUCUGAAGAAGUAUAUCCACUAUGCAAAGCAUAGGAUUCAGCCUGACCUAAGUGAUGAGGCAUCUGAAUACAUUGCAACCGCAUAUGCUGAACUCAGAAGUUCUAGCUCAACUACAAAGACUGGAGGUACACUUCCGAUCACUGCAAGAACCUUAGAAACAAUUAUACGUCUCUCCACUGCACAUGCCAAAUUGAAAUUGAGUAGGAAGGUUUCGAAGUCCGAUGUUGAAGCAGCCCUCAAAGUUCUCAAUUUUGCUAUAUAUCAUACAGAAUUAACUGAGAUGGACGAGCGUGAACGAGGGAGGGAAGGGGAAAGAGAAUUGGAAAGAAAUCAAAAUGCAGAGCGCCGUCGUGCUACUAGAGGUGAUAGAGACGGACACACAGAUGUAGAAAUGGGAGGUUCAACAGCGGAUGCCAUGGAAGUAGAUGACCCUCCUGCAGAGCAAGCCACCACUGAGUUAUCUCCAGAAAGAAUUGAAGCAUUUAACUCUGCUUUUCGUGAGCAUAUGCGCUACUUGGAUAGCAUUACCAUUGAUGACUUGGAGAAUGCUAUCAAUGGAGGAGCUUCUCAUUACUCAAGAGAAGAGAUUAUGCAGCUAUUACAGAAACUGCACGACGAGAACAAAGUGAUGAUAGCUGAUGGAAAGGUUCAUAUGGUGAUAUCAUGAAUGAUGAGAACCUCAACAACAAAGUGCAGGGACAUUGGAAUCAGUAAGCAAAGCAGUUGCCUGGGAGUGCCGAACGGAAUAUACAUAGAGCUGCAUAUUUCAAAUCUGAUUGUUCAAAGUGUCCAAAGCAGAAGUUAAAAUUGCAGAAUUCGCACGUCGGCAUUCUGAGAAAAUUAGGACAUACAUUUUGCUUUCCUUAUUUGUCAUUGUCAGGGCCAUCUAUCAGGAUGGAUGACAAAAAAGAGAUUAAUUAUGAUAUUUUAGUGUAUCCUUUUGUGAAUCUCCUUGUAUUUAAAGGUGCUGCUGAUUAUAUUAUUUUUUAACUGAAA